Messenger RNA from Gigantopelta aegis, 3135 nucleotides. Its product is annotated as ninjurin-2-like. The annotation marks the transcript as partial. The record is from RefSeq and is a predicted model, not a curated record. The transcript has a single exon. Gene Ontology annotation, biological process: tissue regeneration; cell adhesion. NCBI's taxonomy places the organism in Eukaryota, Metazoa, Mollusca, Gastropoda, Neomphalida, Peltospiridae. Gene Ontology annotation, cellular component: membrane.
AAUGUCUUUGAAUACUUGCAGGCGCUUCCUGCCGGCUAUGCUCACCGCGGAUACGCCACGAGAAAAACGAUUGCUCAAGGCCUGCUGGACUUGGCCCUGCUAUUGGCCAACGGAUCCCAGCUGAAGGCCUUGAUCCAGACACCCGAGGACAAGCGGGACUUCCUGUUCGUCCCCGUCCUCGUGCUCAUUGGGCUCUCCGUGGGGAUCCAGGUCUGUGUGGGCAUCCUCAUCAUCAUCCUGGGAAACAUGGAGGCGAAGACUGAACGCGAGCAGCGGCGCGCCAACAUCAUGAACAAUGCCACGGUUGCCCUCAUUCUGUUUAUCACGGUGGUCAACGUCUUUAUCUCUGCUUUCGGGAUCAAGUUCUCUGGGCAGGACGUCACUAUUGCGGAGCCAGUCACCCAGACGCUUGAACAGGUUUCAAAGACUGUGCUGGAACAGGUGAGCUGGGCGUCCAAUACCGACAUGGCCGAGACAACACCACAGGCUUGAUACAGAAUGUGGCAGCAGUGUAGUCCAACUGACGUUUCAUGCUCAAGUUGCUACUGUUCGGGACUUAUUUUUUUUCUCUUUUCUUUCUUUUGUUUUCUUUUUUUUUCAUUCUUUCUUUCUUUCCAUGAAAUUUAUGUUUAUUUUUCAUUAAAAAAAAAUGUUUUGGACAACUUCUGUGCGAUUUUUAGUAUAUAGUAAAACAUUCUGCACAAACUUAGUGACUACUUAUGAGACACAUGCAGUUGAAACUAACUUGUCUGAAUGAGCAAGUUAAAAUUGUUUAAAACAUGACAGAUGACCUGAUUUUAUUUAUCAGUUUAUUACCAACGUUUAAACAGGUAAUACUGCCUGGAGUUGACAUUCUACAAAACACUACUCUUCUUUCAGUGUUAAUAUUAAUUUUUAAAAAAAACAUUAAAAAAAACAACAACAAAAAACAUUGAUGACGUUUGCUGGUGGAGCUAGUUCAGACAGGGCAGCACAAACCAUUGACCAUUGAUAUACCAAUAAUAAAGCAAUGGAUGGAAUGGGAAAUAAAUUAAUGCACAGAUGGGGAUCAAUUCUAUGACCCAUUACAUGUCAGACAGCAGUCUAUUGUAUUGAUCUAAAUUUCACUCUAGGUAGCAUAGAAAUUGAUUGAAAAGGUUCAAAAUCACUGUAUUCAGUGGUUACAUUAUUUUUGUUAAUUUUUACAUUAAUAAUGGUUGUAAAAACCAGUCUCAGAUUAAAUAUAGCGAGAUGCAAGCCAGUGCUUUUGUGGGACAGUUGCACGAUGGUUAUUAAAUUACAAUGGGGUUUUCUUAGGUCUCACAACACAGGUGUCAUCAGUCACUGAAAUCCAUGUUAAAAUGCACAUUUUCUGAUGAAGACUGUUAAUAGAACAGGUUCUUGUUGGUACAUUUACUAACCAUAUAUACCAUUGCUAAGAUAUAUCUGCAUUUAUUUUCACUCCAAAAUUGAGAACAAUCAGCUCUAAGUUGGAUUGUUAUAUGACCCCAUAUGGAUGUAGUAUCUGUCCAUACAGGUGAUGCAGGAUCCGAUUCACCCUGGCCAUCUGUUCUGCCAUCCCAUGUCCCAAAAAGUCAAUCAACAAUAUUACAAAAUAACUUGGGCAAAAUCUAACCAGAUGACUCAGCAUUGAGAAACACUAAUCAUUUCAAUUCUUUCCCAAUUACUAGAAGUGAACAUGUGAACCACAACAUGUAUCAUAAUUAGGAACUACAGUCGACCGUGAUAACUAACUCUCACCCAAAAGUGAACUGUGUAUGGAGACCGUAGCCAUAUAGUUACUUUUCUAAAUAUUGUUACAAACACUGCAUGUAUAUAAUGUGCUAGUACAAAAGCUAACAUUUGUAAUUAAAUAUUUGUGCUUCAUGGCCUUGUGUUCAAUAUUUUCAGCUUUGUUUGUUCUAUGAAUUCCAAGACAAAAUGGGUUAAACAUUGACCAUGUAAUACCUACCAACUCCUACUGUACCGGAACUGUAAUUAUUUUCAAUGAAAAACUUAGCAAAUUAGUAUAAGGAAAAGGUGUCAUGUUUAAGUUAUCGUAGAGACAAAUCAGCACAUUAUUACAGAAAAUAUACAAGAUGUAUUGGUAAAAUGAGUGUGCAUUCAGAAACAUGUGUUUUGUGAAUUUCAGUAGCUAGUGAACAGAAAAAGCAGCCCAUUAUCAGUGGCUAAGACAGUCUUUUGGAACACUCCAUCCGCUGAUUAAAUAAAAAUAUACCGGUAACAGAAUGUGUUAGCCUUGAACUAUGUCUGCUACAUAAUGGCACCCUUGUUUUACUUUUUACUGAAUACAUAUUAAGUUGCUAGGGUUGUGAUGUUGUGUGUCACAUAUGUAUUUGUACAUACAUGGAGGCAUGCAAUAUCGAUUCCUUUAACAACUUGUUGAGAGAAUAUUUAUAAUAACAUUUAUCCUUCAAAUAAAGUAAUUUCAUCAUUUUUGGCAUCAUUCAAUUUGUAUUUUUUUACUGUGUUAUAGAAAAGAGAUGGAUACCUAACUAGAAGAAUGGCAUAUCACAAGAGAAAAUAUUAUCUGAAUAAUUUCUUAUAAUGCUUCAAUAUUAAAACUAUGCUAGAUUGCAGCUUUAGAACAUUUUUUGUGUACUAGUUCUGUAAAAGUGUGAAUGUAAUUUGAAAAUGGGAAGUGAUUCUAACAAGGUCAAAGUUCAAGGACAUGUAUCUGGAUAUCAGUAGUGACAGGGAAAUGAAAUUUGGGCCCAAAUGUUAGUCCACUAACAACUAUAAAUGUAUCAAGUUCUGAUCGCAGUGCCCAUAAUAGCCAUAUACAGGUUUUUGUAUUGUGACUACAUGUACAAUCUAUACUCACAAAUUUAUCACAAUUCAUAAUAUUGCACCAGCAAACCAAAAGUUGAAAACCUCUUAAAGAAAAUAAUUAACUAGCAUUCUGGGAGUACUACUAAAGCAAUAUAAGUCCCCUACUGGGUCCCUAAGUUCAAGGGCUAUAACUGUCACACAUGGAUAAAUUCCAUAUUUGACAGAGUUAUGGCCCUUGAAUAAAUUCCCCUAAAAGUCAAAUUAAAUCUGGCCAUGUCAAAAUGGAAGGAAGAAGGAAAUGCUUUAUUUAACAAUGCACUCAACACAUUUUAUUUACGGUUAUAUGGUGUCAGACAUAUGGUU